Zonotrichia leucophrys gambelii is the source of this 4574-nucleotide messenger RNA. It is a transcript of the gene KL, whose product is annotated as klotho. Gene Ontology annotation, molecular function: fibroblast growth factor receptor binding; hydrolase activity, hydrolyzing O-glycosyl compounds; fibroblast growth factor binding. Gene Ontology annotation, biological process: carbohydrate metabolic process; fibroblast growth factor receptor signaling pathway. The record is from RefSeq and is a predicted model, not a curated record. Lineage: Eukaryota; Metazoa; Chordata; Aves; Passeriformes; Passerellidae. The transcript has 5 exons. Bases 6 to 2990 code for a protein of 994 amino acids.
GGAGCAUGGCCCUCGCCGCGUCGCUGCUGCCACCGCUGCUGCUGCUGCUCUUGGGGCGGCCGGGGCUGGGAGCGCCGGGGCAGGGCGCGGGCACCUGGUCCCGCUUCGCCCGGCUGCCCUACCCGCAGGACCAGCUCUUCCUCUACGACACCUUCCCCGACGGCUUCCUCUGGGGCGCGGGCAGCGCCGCCUACCAGACGGAGGGCGGCUGGCGCCAGGGCGGCAAAGGCGCGUCAGUCUGGGACACCUUCGCCCACCGCCCGGCCACGCCGUCGGGGGCCGCCCCGCCGGGCCCCGUGGGCGGCGACGUGGCCAGCGACAGCUACAACAACCUGUUCCGCGACGUCGAGGGGCUGCGGCGCCUGGGGGUCUCGCAUUACCGCUUCUCGCUGUCCUGGGCCCGGCUGCUGCCCAACGGGACGGCGCCGCCCAACCCCGCCGGGCUGGCGCACUACGGGCGGCUGCUGGUCCGCCUGCGAGAGCUGGGCGUCGAGCCCGUGGUCACCCUCUACCACUGGGACCUGCCGCAGGCCCUGCAGGACGCCUUCGGCGGCUGGGCCAGCCCCGUCCUGCCCGGGCUCUUCCGCGACUACGCCGAGCUGUGCUUCCGGCACUUCGGCGGGCAGGUUCGCUACUGGCUGACCAUGGACAACCCGUACGUGGUGGCCUGGCACGGCUACGGCACGGGGCGGCUGCCGCCCGGCGUGCGGGGAGGCCCGCGCCUGGCCUACCUGGCCGCCCACCACCUGCUCCAGGCCCAUGCUAAGGUCUGGCACCUCUACAAUGACCAUUUCCGUCCGACUCAAAGAGGAAAAGUGUCCAUUGCCCUCAGCUCCCACUGGAUAAAACCCCAGCGUAUGACUGAAAAGAACAUAAAAGAAUGCCAAAAAUCUCUUGAUUUUGUGCUUGGCUGGUUUGCUAAGCCCAUAUUUAUUGAUGGUGACUAUCCAGAGAGCAUGAGGAGCAACCUCUCAUCUCUGUUGCCUGAAUUCAGUGAGGCUGAGAAGAAGUAUAUCAAGGGAACAGCAGACUUUUUUGCUCUUUCUUUUGGAGCUACCUUGAGUUUCCAGCUUUUGGACUCCCACAUGAAAUUUCAGCAGUUGGAAUCAAUAAGCCUGAGGCAGCUCCUUUACUGGAUAAACAGUGAAUAUAACAACCCCCAAAUAUUCAUUGUGGAGAAUAGCUGGUUCGUUUCUGGUACCACCAAGAAAGAUGAUGCCAAAUAUAUUUACUAUCUCAAAAAGUUCAUUAUGGAAACUUUAAAAGCUAUCCGGUACGACAGAGUAAAUGUGUUUGGCUACACAGUCUGGUCCCUCCUGGAUGGCUUUGAGUGGCACAGGGGGUACAGCAUUCGACGUGGACUGUUUUAUGUUGAUUUUCAAAGCCACGACAAGAAGUUGAUGCCCAAAUCUUCUGUCUUGUUCUAUCAAAAGUUGAUAGAAAAAAAUGGCUUCCCACCUUUGCCUGAGAACCAGCCCAUAGAAGGUAUUUUUCCCUGCGGCUUUGCUUGGGGAAUUGUUGACAACUACAUUCAGGUAGACACGACACCUGCCCAAUUCCUUGACUCCAGUGUUUAUGUGUGGGAUGUUCACCAGACGAAGCAGCUCAUUAAAGUGGAUGGAGUUUACGCCUCGAAGCGCAAGCGUCACUGUGUUGACUUUGCUGCUAUCAGGCUCCAGAUCUCUCUUCUGCAAGAAAUGCAUGUCACACACUUCCAUUUUUCACUGAAAUGGUCUUUAAUCCUUCCUUUAGGUAACCUUUCUCUAAUCAACCACACACUUGUACAGUACUAUCAGUGCUUUGCUAGUGAACUUCUCAGGGUUAACAUAACUCCUGUUGUUGCUUUAUGGCAACCUAUGAUUGAGAAUCAAGAGCUUCCAGUUUCUCUUGCCAAAUAUGGUGCUUGGGAAAACACAGAAACUGUUCAGGCUUUUGUUGAGUAUGCCAGAUUCUGCUUUACAAGUCUUGGGGACCAUGUCAAAUUUUGGAUCACCAUGAAUGAACCGUCUGUGAAAAACCUGACAUACACAGCAGGGCACAACCUGUUGAAAGCCCAUGCAAAAGUCUGGCAUCUUUAUGACAAAGAAUUCAGGAGAUCUCAGAAGGGCAAGAUAUCUAUAGCUUUGCAAGCUGACUGGGUAGAACCAGCUUGUCCCUUUUCCAGGAAUGACCAAGAAGUUGCUGACAGAAUUUUAGAGUUUGACAUUGGCUGGCUUGCAGAGCCCAUCUUUGGGAAUGGAGACUACCCAGAGGUGAUGAGAGCGUGGCUUCACCGAAGAAACAGUGUUGACCUGUAUAAUUUCCACUUGCCUUACUUCUCAGAAGAUGAAAAGAAGUUAAUACAGGGAUCAUUUGAUUUUUUUGCCUUGAGUCACUACACUACUACCCUUGUGGGCUCAGAGAAAGAAGAUGCAGUAAAAUAUGACCACUACCUUGAAGUUCAAAUGAUCAAUGACAUCACGUGGCUUCACUCACCCGGCAGAGCUGCGGUAGUGCCCUGGGGGCUGCGUAAAUUGCUCAAGUGGGUGAAAUCAAAGUAUGGCAAUGUCCCAGUUUAUGUUAUGGCUAAUGGGAUUGAUGAUGACCAGAAUAUGGUGCAUGAUAAGCUCAGAGUGUAUUACAUACAGAAUUACAUCAAUGAAGCUUUAAAAGCUUACACCUUGGAUGAUGUUAACCUUCAAGGAUAUUUUGUCUAUUCUUUUAAUGACAAAACUGCUCCUAAGUAUGGUCUCUACAGCUACGUUGCAAAUCAGUAUGAACCAAAGCCUUCACUGAAACAUUACAGAGAAAUAAUUGGCAAUAAUGGUUUUCCUGGUCCUGAAACUCCUGAGUUGCUGUGUCCAGAAGAGGUUGCCUCAUGUGCCGAUUGCCACUUCUUCCGAACAAGAAAAUCGUUAUUAGCCUUUAUCUCUUUCGUAUUUGUUGCAUUUAUUGUUACUAUAUUCUUCAUUACUUACUACUCCAAGAGGGUGGAAAGACGGUAUAAAUAGAGCUUCUCCUUUGAAUACAUCACUCACUGUCCUUUUUCUUGCAAUCCCUUGGGAAAUCUGAAAUAAAAAUGAACAAUGCUGUGAUUGCUUCAGCAUUAGGAAGGCAUUUACAUUGCUUGGUACUGCAGGAUAUUGACAUUGAGAAGCUAUUGCUUGCAUAUAGCUUCCAGAAAUCAUUUUCUCUGUUGUAGUACCUUUGGUUUAUAACCAGUCCUUGAUUCCUGUGGUUGGAGUUGUCUCACAACUUUCCCUGGGACCUUUUGUUAAGCAGAUGCUUUACCCUUCUUGGAUUUCCCUUGCUGAACUGUACAGGUAAAAGUAGGUUUUGAAAAUGUGGUAUGAUGGAAGAGUCUAAAUGUCAAAUUCUCCAUACUGAGGUGAAACAAGAAUUUGCUUUUCCAAAUUAGGAUUUAACUAUGAUGUUUCUUAACCAGAGCUAGAACCUAACUGGAGCAGAGAUCAUGACUGAGAAGGAAGUGGAGGAGAAUUGCGAAAAGCAGUGUCAGGGGAAAGAUUAACCCCUGUCCUAAAGCAGAUGCAGGAGGAAGAACAGGGGGAAAUGAGUCUGUACUGCUGGGAGCUCUUGGUAAGUCAGUAACUGGUACUGUGACUAUGUCUGAGUUCAGGAUGCCAUUGGGGAACUUCAGUUAAAGGAACUGUGUCAUUCUCAGGGGGGUAAAAAGCAGAGAUAUAUCCAGGGAUUGCAGGGGUCAUGCCAUCUACUGGGAAGAGAUGAGAAGGGUGAAAGGGCUUCCCUUUGUUUUACUCAGGGAAAAAAAGGUAAAGAGCAGGAACUGGGAUGUCUUCACUGUCUCAGCUGGCAGAGAGCUGUUUGCCUGAUCCCAGUGCCUCUUGCCCUGUACCCAGGGACAGGGCACAGCUGGGACAUCCUGUUUCUGCACUUCUCACAGCCAGUUGAACUCAGCUGCCACUGCUGCUGCCCAGCCACUUACCUGCUGGAAACUUGUGAUAACUUAGCAGGGAUGGUCUCUGCGUGCUAUUUGUGUUGAGUGCAGAGUUUUCAAAAGGCAGCAUUUUGGUGUAAUAGUGCAGCACUUUAUUGCUGCCAGAGUCUGGGACUGUGGAGCUGCCUCUCACAGGUUGGCUGGAGGUUCUGCUUUGAGCAAGUGGAUCUGGCAGCAUUUGAUCCCUAAGUAUUACUGAAUGUCUGAGGGCCUGUUUUUCUCUCAACAAGAUGAAAUAGUGGAAUGUUAGCACCAUUGUUUAUUAGGAGAAAUAGAGAAUGGGAAAGAAACCUGUGUCAUUUGCCUGCCUUGUGAAUUGCUGCAUUCAGAGGAUCCUCAGGGUAAAGCACUACGGUCAUUUUUGUCUGGUCUCUAACUCUAGGCCUGCAUUGCCUUCAGCUGUAAUUGUAUUUUUAUUGUUAUGUGGACAAUGUCACUCACUGGAAAGAACAUUUUAAAAGAAAUGUGCUCUAUGUUAAUCAAGAAUUAUUUAUCUACUAAGGCUGAUUAUGUUGUAUUUAAUGUGAUGUUUAUCUACUAGAUUACUAGAAGAUGACUAAAUAACCUCCCAAGAUUCUUGUCAACUUGAACACUCUAUGGUUCUAUACUGUAUAUUAAA